Melanaphis sacchari is the source of this 1179-nucleotide messenger RNA. RefSeq names its product piggyBac transposable element-derived protein 4-like. The record is from RefSeq and is a predicted model, not a curated record. NCBI's taxonomy places the organism in Eukaryota, Metazoa, Arthropoda, Insecta, Hemiptera, Aphididae. The transcript has 3 exons. Bases 1 to 1179 code for a protein of 392 amino acids.
AUGGCGUCACGUCCAAAGAGACUUAAAGUUAAUGACGAUACAGUACGUCAAUUAUUAGAUACUGAUGAUAGUGGAAGUUCAUUAAGUGAUUUUGAUGACACAGAUGAAGACCAAACCUACAACCCAAUUAUAACUUCUGAUUCAGAUGAACAAAGUGAAACCAGCGAUACCGAACAUUCACAAGACACAAUAUUACCGGUUUUAAAUCCUAGUGUUCAAAUUUGGUCCAAUGUAACAGACAAUAAAAAAGCCCCUGAAGGUGAUCGUAUUUAUAAAAUACGUAAUAUAAUCGAUAAAAUUGUAAAUCGUUUUCAAGAUGUAAUGGAACCAGACGAGUUAUUGCCCGUCGAUGAAACUAUGGUACCUUUUCGUGGCAGAUUAUUAUUUAGACAAUAUAUACCGGGAAAAGCCCAUAAGUACGGUGUAAAAUUGUUUAAACUUUGCGGAACAAAUGGUUAUACUUAUAACGUUCAAGUUUAUGCUGGAAAGAGUCAAGUGGAUGGAAAGGGAUUGGGUUGUAGAGUUGUUCUAGACCUAAGUAGAAGAUAUUUAAACAUGGGACGUACAAUGGUAACGGAUAAUUUUUAUACUUCAAUUACACUUGCAAACGAACUUUUAACUAAUGAUACACACCUUGUUGGAACUCUGCGAUCAAAUAGAGAAAAAAGAACAAAAAAAAAAGAAUCGAUAGUUAAGCCUAAAAUAAUUGUCGACUACAACUCCAGAAAAGCGGGAAUUGAUCUAUCCGAUCAACUGUCUAGCUAUAGUAGAGCUGUUCGUAAGUCUAUACGUUGGUACCAUAAGGUGGCAACAGAAAUAUUGCUUGGAAUUGCUAUGGUAAAUGCUUUAAUUGUUUACAAUACAAUUAAUUCUGAUAAAAAAAUGAAGAUAACACAAUUUCGAGAAACAUUAGUUGAUACAAUACUUGGAUUAGACAAUCAAGGAUCACAAGAAGUACAACAAGCAAGAGUUAACAGCAAACACAUAUUCCAAGAAACAACAGAAAAAUGUAGUAGAAAUAGAAAAAUCAGAAAGAGAUGUUUCCAAUGUUAUCAAAGUAGAACGGUAAUAGUUGGAUCGAAACAGGCAUCGAAGGAAGUAAAAAAGAUCACUACAUUCUGCGCACCAUGUAAAUCUUACACAUGUAUAAGUUGUUUCAAUCUACAUCACACAGGCUAA